ACAUAUACAUACAAAGUUACAAACACACAUACAUACAUAUAUCAUAUAUGCAUGAAGGCAUGAUGAUGGGCACUCAAGACGAGGGUAUAACGUUGGAGCUGAUACGCCAACACCUUCUCGGAGACUUUGCUACCUCGACGGCGACGACGGCGGAGGCCUUCAUCGACAACCUUAACUUCUGCUUCCCAGAUAAUAAUGUCUUCACCAAUCAACAAACGGUAACGGAAUUUUCAACGGAAUUUGUUCCAUUACAAUUUUCUGUUACAGAUCAAGAUUUUUUUAGUGGGACGAAUUUCUUCUCUGUAAAGUUCGAAUUUUCUAAUUCGGACUUAUAUCAACCCGACUUGCCUAGUGUCGGUUAUUUCAACCCGCAACCCGAUUUCCCCCAGUUUUAUGAAACCAAACCCGGCAUUUUUCUUGACCCGCAAACACCACCGGCUCCGAAUCCAAUCGCGACGGAACAUGUCUCUUCGAUUCCCGGCGGCCGGAGAGAAUACGGGGCUGGUUUGACGCGUGUUAAUCGCGCCGGAAAAGGGAGGUAUUACAGAGGGGUUAGGAGGCGGCCGUGGGGGAAAUACGCGGCGGAAAUCCGAGAUCCGAACCGGAAAGGAUACCGGAUAUGGCUCGGGACUUACGAUAACGAAGUCGACGCGGCACGCGCUUACGACUGCGCUGCAUUCAAGAUGAGAGGUAGCAAGGCGAUUCUGAACUUCCCGAUGGACGCCGGAAAGUCGCUGCCGCCGGCCAAAGUUAACCGGAAACGGAGGAAGGAAAGCAAGAGCAAAAUGGCGCUAAAAGAUUGACAGUUGAUGUUGGAAAUACAGUUAAUUAUGUUCUAUCUACGGCCAGAAACUGUAAUCUAAAAAUGUGAAAACUGUUUAAUUUCUUUUACUUUUUUUUUUUUUUUUUUACAACUCGAAUGUUUUACUUUCUUUUUAUUUUUAGAAUAUAAUUUAACGUCAUGGCAUUGCAAAGGUUGUAUCUAUGUGGUUAUAUAUGUUUAUAUUUAAAGGAAAAUGCGUUAAU
Molecule: messenger RNA, 1026 nt
Organism: Ipomoea nil (Japanese morning glory)
Lineage: Eukaryota; Viridiplantae; Streptophyta; Magnoliopsida; Solanales; Convolvulaceae
Product: ethylene-responsive transcription factor 5-like
Exons: 1
Coding region: 48-803 (251 amino acids)
Biological process (GO): ethylene-activated signaling pathway; regulation of DNA-templated transcription
Molecular function (GO): DNA-binding transcription factor activity; DNA binding
Source: RefSeq, a predicted model, not a curated record